CGAGAAGUUGCAGAGGGAAGAUUAAAGUUUCAGAGAAAAAUAACACUGAGCACAUUCUCUCAAAUCUUUUUAGGGUUUCAAAUUUCGAUUUAUGCUCUCAAUUUUUCAACUCAGGGUUUUGUGAAUGGUAAAAAUGGGUCUUCAGGAGGAGACAUGCAAUGGUGAAGAAACAGAGUGUGGGGAGGAGAUUAAGUGCUUCAGGAGUGAACCAGUGGGUAAUGGGUGUGGAUAUGAAUGUAUGAAUGAUUCUGGUGAUGGAAAUUCUGGAGCAAGUGAGAGUUUUCGAACAUAUAAGAGGCGCAAACAGUUAAGUUUGUGUUCAAAGAUCAGAGUGCAAGAUGGCAGUAAAGCAUCAUCAGACCAGGUCACACUUCCUGGGACUGAUCAUUGUGCUUCUUUAAAUGAAAAGAACUAUCUUUUACAAAGGAAGUGGAGAAAUGUUGUAUUGGAGCACAUGCAUCAGUUAUUAAGUGGUGAUGAAGGUGGUAUACAGCGUUGCAUUCAAGAUGCACUUUUAUUUCAUCGAGAAAAUGGUUGUAAUGUGACAUUUAAGGAUUCUGAGGAGCUGGAGGCUGUUAUAUCUAACAGUUCUUCAAAGGAGUCAAAACCUCAAACCACCACUGAGAUUUGUCAGCGUGUUUUCUUUGAAAUUAUAAUUUCUGAAAAAUUCAAAUCCUUGUGCAAGCUUCUAUUUGACAAUUUCCAAGGGAUCAAGUUUGAUAGAUUCUUUCACUUAAGUCUCAUGAACUCAAGGAUGAAAGGUGGAGCUUAUGAGCAAUCGCCUAUGCUUUUCUCAUCAGACAUUCAGCAGGUAUGGAGAAAACUUGAAGAGAUAGGAACUGAAAUUGCAUCCCUUGCAAAGAACCUCUCAAACAUAUCAAGCACUUCUUAUCAUGAAAAAAUUGGCUGUUCUGGUGUUGCUGUCGAAGAAGAGAAACGUGAGUUCUGUACUCAGGAGUCGGAACCUCUUGUUAAAUUAGAGCAAACUGAAACUUGUGGUAUGUAUAAAGUUUGCACUUGCAGGCGUUGUGGGGAGAAAACAGAUGGGAAGGAUUGUUUAGUUUGUGGUUCAUGUGAGGUAAUGUACCACGUUGCCUGUAUUAAGUGUGCUGUGAAGGAGUUUCCUUUGAAAAGUUGGUAUUGUGCCUGCUGUACGGAAAAGGGAAUAGGAUCUCCGCAUGAGGACUGUGUGGUAUGUGAGAGACUGAAUGCCCCAGAGAAUCUCAACAAAGAUGCCGCUGAUGAAAAUCAUAAUGCGCACUGUGAAACAUUUACUGAACUGGGAGAAAAUUCAAACCGUACCAUCGACCAGGGGCUAUUGCAACAAGAGAACAAAACCCAACAUGAUUGUAAAAUUUGCGGAAGUGCUGUUCAACAAGGUGAAGAGUUAAGGAGUUGUGAGCAUCCCUACUGCCCCCAGAAAUAUUAUCACGUGAGGUGCCUGACGACGAAACAGUUAAAAUCAUAUUAUUCCCUUUGGUACUGUCCUUCUUGUCUGUGUAGAACUUGCCUCAUCGACAAAGAUGAUGAUAAGAUUGUUUUAUGUGACGGCUGUGAUGCUGCAUACCACAUUUAUUGCAUGAAACCACCGAAAACUUCAGUACCCAAAGGGAAAUGGUUUUGCAGAAAAUGUGAAGCUGGGAUCCAGCAAAUACGCAAAGCUAAAAGGGCGUAUCACAACCAGGAAAAUAAACUAAAAAGGAAAGGCAUAGGCGGCAAACUGGCAUGUGAUAAUCAGGAAACAAGUCGAAAUCAGAAAAACGAAGAGGAGUCAGAUAAAAGUAGAGGUGGGGUGGACAUGCUUCUAACUGCUGCCAGUACUCUACAUUUGGAGGAGAAGUUGAAUGCUAUUCAGAUGAAGACAUAGAAAGAGCCUUUCACUUGGAGGACAUAACAAGAUUCAGAGUUCAUGGUGUAAUUCUUAUGCCUUUUUACAGGUAUCUCCAAAUGACAACUUAUUUUCAUUUCAUUUUUUCUGCAGGGAAACGGAUAUCUUGGUAUGCUGUAGAACUUAAUUACAUUUUGCUGUCAUUUGGUACAUAGCUGUGAUGUAGAUGAUAUCGAUUAUUUUUUCUUCUGCUUUGGCACUACCAAAUACCAUGUGUACUUUUCGUUGGGAUCGGGGAAAAAGGUUAGAUCUCUUUGGUUCUGAAAAUCUUCCACUAACAGGGGAUUGAUGAAAGCAAAAUGUUAGAUUUGUACUAUGAGAACUACAUAGUUUAGAGAGGGAUUAUCUGAAGCAAAAGUUGUAUAAUUGUGUAGAAAACUCUGACCGAACAACCUGUUUUUGUUUAUGAAAAUUCAAAGGAUAAUGUUCUUUUUCUUU
This is a messenger RNA of Hibiscus syriacus, 2326 nucleotides long. RefSeq names its product PHD finger protein EHD3-like. The record is from RefSeq and is a predicted model, not a curated record. Lineage: Eukaryota; Viridiplantae; Streptophyta; Magnoliopsida; Malvales; Malvaceae. The transcript is spliced from 7 exons. Bases 125 to 1867 code for a protein of 580 amino acids.